UGUCAGCAGAGGUCGGGCAGCAAGCAUGCCACCACGCCUGCAGAUAACUACUACCUGGCUCGGAGGAGGACUCUGCAAGUGGUGGUCAGCUCCUUGCUCACCGAAGCCGGCUUUGAGAGCGCUGAAAAGGCUGCGGUGGAGACGCUAACAGAGAUGUUACAGAGCUAUAUUUCUGAAAUUGGAAGGAGCGCAAAAUCCUACUGUGAACAUACAGCAAGAACGCAACCUACCCUCUCUGAUAUAGUGGUUACUCUAGUGGAAAUGGGGUUCAAUGUUGAAACGCUUCCUGCGUAUGCCAAGCGCUCCCAGAGGAUGGUCAUCACUGCCCCUCCUGUGACAAAUCAGCCUGUGACUCCCAAAGCCCUGACAGCUGGACAGAACAAGCCACACCCUUCCCACAUUCCUGGCCAUUUCCCUGAGUUCCCGGAUCCUCACACUUACAUCAAGACACCAACAUACCGGGAGCCGGUUUCUGAUUACCAAGUCCUGCGGGAAAAGGCAGCAUCUCAACGUCGCGAUGUAGAAAGAGCUCUCACGCGUUUUAUGGCCAAGACGGGAGAAACACAGAGUCUCUUCAAGGAUGAUGUUAGCACGUUCCCGUUGAUUGCUGCCAGGCCUUUCACUGUACCCUACCUGACAGCUCUUCUCCCCUCUGAGCUGGAAAUGCAGCAGAUGGAAGAAACCGAUUCAUCUGAGCAAGACGACCAGACAGACACCGAGAACCUCCCCCUGCACAUGAGCACGGAUGAUUCAGGACCUGAAAAGGAGAAUGCUUCAGUGUUACAGCAGAAUUCCUCCCUGUCAGGCAGUCGGAAUGGGGAAGAAAACAUGAUAGACAAUCCCUACCUCCGGCCGGUGAAAAAGCCCAAGAUCCGCAGAAAGAAGUGA
This is a messenger RNA of Apaloderma vittatum (bar-tailed trogon), 888 nucleotides long. It is a transcript of the gene TAF8, whose product is annotated as TAF8 RNA polymerase II, TATA box binding protein (TBP)-associated factor, 43kDa. The coding region runs from base 154 to 888 and encodes 244 amino acids. Gene Ontology annotation, molecular function: protein heterodimerization activity. The record is from RefSeq and is a predicted model, not a curated record. Gene Ontology annotation, cellular component: transcription factor TFIID complex. Lineage: Eukaryota; Metazoa; Chordata; Aves; Trogoniformes; Trogonidae. Gene Ontology annotation, biological process: transcription initiation at RNA polymerase II promoter. The transcript has 7 exons.